UCAAAUCAAAUCCCAGCUAUUCCAUCCCACGAGGAAAUGAGGGGCACAUUAAUUUAAAAGUAAAACACACAAUUUGUCCCUUCCCUUAUAUAAUUACCCAAUCUGGUCAACUAAUUUUGCAGUCACAGUCAACCCAAUCAAAAAUGGGCUCUGAAUCUCAAUCUCCAACGCUAGACCUUCUCAAGGAACAAAUCCCAGUGAAACAACAACCUCUUCUUCUCUCCAACAACCUCAAAACCGGUCUCGUCCUCGUCGAUAUCCUUAACGGCUUCUGCACCGUCGGAUCUGGCAAUUUCGCGCCAAAAGAACCUGAUGAGGAAGUUAGAAAAAUGGUGGAAGAAUCUGUGAGGUUAUCCAAAGCUUUUGCUGAGAAGAAUUGGCCUAUUUUUGCUUAUAUGGAUUGUCAUCACCCUGAUAUUCCUGAACCUCCUUAUCCUCCUCACUGUCUUAUUGGUUCCGAGGAAACUAAAUUUGUUCCCGAACUAUUGUGGUUGGAAAACGAGCCGAAUGCGACGCUGAGGCGCAAAAACUGUAUUGACGGAUUCAUUGGUUCGUAUGAGAAAGAUGGGUCUAAUGUGUUUAUUGAUUGGGUGAAAAGUAAUGAGAUAAAACAAGUUUUGGUUUGUGGGAUAUGCACUGAUAUAUGUGUGCUGGAUUUUACCUGUUCGGCUUUGUCUGCGAGGAACCGCGGUUUCCUUUCUCCUCUGGAGAAUGUGAUUGUGGCCUCCAAAGCUUGUACUACUUAUGAUCUUCCACUGCAUGUGGCCAAAGCAGGCAAAGACCUGGUGUCCCAUCCACAGGCAUUUAUGCAUCAUGUUGCCCUUUACAUAGCAUGGGGAAGGGGAGCUCAGAUAGUAUCAGAUGUGUCAUUUGAAUAGUGGAAGCAGCAGCAUUAAGUGUUGGUAUAUAAAUAAAUGCUUAUGUUAUUAUCCUUAAAUAACAAGUUUGGCGUGGCAUUUAAGGAAUUCCUGUAUCUCAGGAGGGAAAAGUGUCUCUACAAGUUUGUUCGGUAUUCAUAAAAAUCUCCAGCAAACAGACACUUACGUCUUAUUAAUAAAUAAUGUUGUUGAAGUGUCGUUAUGCUAGUUGGUGUACUUGUACUUUGUCCUAGGUAUUUGGCUUGUUCUCAAUCUAUACUUGUGGCUUGUUUGGAGUAGUAUAUUUAAGUUUAUGCUUUUGUCAA
Vicia villosa (hairy vetch) is the source of this 1183-nucleotide messenger RNA. Its product is annotated as nicotinamidase 1-like. The record is from RefSeq and is a predicted model, not a curated record. Gene Ontology annotation, molecular function: nicotinamidase activity. The transcript has 5 exons. Gene Ontology annotation, biological process: pyridine nucleotide salvage. The coding region runs from base 144 to 878 and encodes 244 amino acids. NCBI's taxonomy places the organism in Eukaryota, Viridiplantae, Streptophyta, Magnoliopsida, Fabales, Fabaceae.